Molecule: messenger RNA, 562 nt
Organism: Impatiens glandulifera
Lineage: Eukaryota; Viridiplantae; Streptophyta; Magnoliopsida; Ericales; Balsaminaceae
Product: 50S ribosomal protein L33-like
Exons: 2
Coding region: 149-331 (60 amino acids)
Biological process (GO): translation
Cellular component (GO): ribosome; large ribosomal subunit
Molecular function (GO): structural constituent of ribosome
Source: RefSeq, a predicted model, not a curated record
CGAUCCAUUUGCUGUAAGAACCCAGAAAAAAAACCGGUCUGAUGAAUUAAAGAUCAGAAAAAUCUGAAGAAAGUGAGGGCGCGGCGUCGGGAAAAGAAGGAAAGGAUUCGCUAAUCCGUUGGUAAUCCGAUUCUCAGAAAUCAUAGAAAUGGGGCAGAAGAAGAAGACUGCAUCCAUGUUCAUCAGACUUGUUUCUGCUGCUGGGACUGGAUUCUUUUAUGUGAAGAAGAAGAACCCUAAAAACUUUCCACAGAAUUCUAAACUUGAAUUCAGGAAGUAUGAUCCUCGGGUUAAUCGUCAUGUCUUGUUUACUGAGGCAAAGAUGAAAUAAACCAGACAACCCUUUACAUGGUAUGUAAUAUCUCUAUCUUGAUCAUUUCAUUGCUAGACAACUUGUUACAGUUUAGGGUUUAUAAUGAUUUGGAACCAUUGAAAUAGAUUAAUGAGUUUUACUUGAUCUGUUGAUUUGAAAUGAAAUCAAGAAUGGCUUUUUAUCAGUCUAAUUGUGUUACCACUUACCUAACAUUGUUAUAUUGUGCAAUAUGAUGUUUUACCUGUCCAA